AUGUUUGGAAGUCGCUAUACGGCCUUGACUUUCGAUAAGUUGGCUCAGUCCACMGGCGUUCGAGUCAUCUACGUCGAUCGCCCUGGUUUCGGUGGAUCAACACCAGUAGCUCUGGAGCAACGUGUUCAAGUAUGGCUUGAAACCGUGCCUGUGCUUUUGCAGAGGCUGGAAGUGAAGCAUGUAGCUUUGUGCACUCAUAGCGCGGGCACAAUAUAUACACUCAACACCAUGCUUCACCACCGCAACAUUUUGAGUCCAAUUGCUCCUUAUGUUGCGUUCAUGGCCCCAUGGGUCCACAGCGAGCAUUCUCAGGUGGCUUUGACGACUGCACUCUCGAAGCUACCCUCCGGAUUCAUAUCGCCAUGGAGCGAUAUCGCGACAUUCAUCAACACAAAGAUCGUUCCUGCAGCUUCAUUGUCGGGAGGCAUCUUCAGCACGAUUGCGAAUGUCUUUCAGACUGGGUCGCCGACUAUCAAUACGGAUAUGCAGGACAAGUACGGCGAUGAAGAAACGGGGAAGCAAAUUGAGAAGCUUCAGACCAAGUAUAUGUUUGCGGAGUCAAUGGCCGGUGGGACUGAGGAGGCACGUCUGUGUCUGAAGAGUGAUGGCGAGGGCUUGAUGGGUGCGUGUGAGAACUAUGAGCGCUAUGUGGAGGUAUUGCGCGAUCAAGAGAAGAAGGAAGGUCGGAAUGAUGGUGGGCCGAAGCUGAAGGUAUCUCUGCACUUUGCAGAAUCAGAUGCUUUGAUUGGGAAGGGUGGGAAGGAGUAUUUUGAAAAGUGCUGGAAGCAGGAUGGAGUUGGGGAGGUGAUUGAGACGGACAGUACUGAAUACCCUGGUACCAACCACGAUUCGGUUCUGAUAGACUUCAACAAGGGAGCGUUGAAGAGGAUUUUCGAAGCCAUAGCCAGCGCUCAUCAGGGUUAG
Messenger RNA from Ramularia collo-cygni, 924 nucleotides. RefSeq lists its product as uncharacterized. The record is from RefSeq and is a predicted model, not a curated record. Bases 1 to 924 code for a protein of 307 amino acids. The transcript has 3 exons. Lineage: Eukaryota; Fungi; Ascomycota; Dothideomycetes; Mycosphaerellales; Mycosphaerellaceae.